Messenger RNA from Symbiodinium natans, 534 nucleotides. NCBI's taxonomy places the organism in Eukaryota, Dinophyceae, Suessiales, Symbiodiniaceae. The record is from the annotation of a GenBank genome assembly.
AUGGAGGUUGAUGUGCCCAACCAGUUUGCGGAGCACGUGAAAGAAGUACGCGAACAGAAGAACAAACCGAAGAUUGACUUCAAUUCUGAGGAUUUCAAGAGAGAUCCGGCGUCUUUCAUGACAUCGGGAAGUAGUGGCGUCAGCAUGGCCUUCGUUCAAUUAGACGUGAAGUGGGCCAUGGAGCACGGCAAGCAUGACACCACGAGCCUGGCGAGAAGCUGGACGAGCCUUCUGGAGAGUGGAGGAGUUACGGCUCAGAUCUACGACACUGAUCCGGGCUCCAUUCUAAUCGUGAACAAGAUCCCAGCGCAGAACAUCAAGAUCAAAGAGUUUGUGCUGUCUCAGCCGAACGUGGACUAUUAUGAGCUGAACCAAAAACGCUUCUUCCCCAGUGGCCGGACGGCACCGCUUGUCACAGAUGAGGAGCGCAAAGAGAGGUUGGCGACGUUGCCUGGUCGCUUGGGGGCCCCGAAGCCGAAACCCACGUACAAGCCUGCCGAGGAGGUAAAAACAGGCAAAGGGAAGAAGCUCUGA